AUGAGCCAGGGGCAACCGAGAAGGCCGCCGCAGGGCGAGGCGGCCCCGCAGGUGCCGGACCAGCCCAUCAAGUACGGCGACGUGUUCGACGUCACGGGCGACCUGGCCGACCGGCCCGUGGCGCCCAGGGACGCCGCGCUGCUGCAGUCGGCGGAGCAGGCCGUGCUGGGCCGGACGCAGAGGGGCGGGCCCGCCGCCGUCCUGCAGUCCGCGGCCGCGCUCAACGCGCGCGCGGGCCACGUCGGGAAGGGCCAGAUCACGGGACCCGCCGCCGACGCCGGCGCCACCGUCACGGAAGCCGAGCUCCCGGGCCUCCGCGUCGUCACCGAGUCCGUCGGUGGGCAGGCCGUGGCGAAGCUCGUGACCCCGGCGCCGGUCGUGGCAACGGACCCGUCGGGCGCGGCGGACCAGGACGCGGUGACCAUCGGCCGCGCGCUGGAGGCCGUGGCCGCCACGGCCGCCGGGGGCAAGCCGGUGGACCAGAGCGACGCGGCUGCCGUCCAGGCCGCCGAGAUGUGCGCCACGGCGUCAAGCGCCACCGCCCCCGGAGGCGUGGCCGCGGCGGCGCAGGCGGCGGCCGACCACAACGCCCGCGCCGCGCGCGACGAGGACAAGGUCAAGCUCCGCGACGUCCUCUCGAACGCGAGGGAGAAGAUGCCGGCGGACAGGGGAGCAACGGGGGAGGACGCCGAGAGGGUCGUGUCUGCUGAGAUACGGAACAAGCUGGACAUGGCGACCACGCUGGGCGGUGUGGCGGAAGCGGUGACCACCGCGGCGAGGCUCAACCAGGAGCGCCCGUAGCGUACUGUGUCCGUUUUAACAUGGAA
This is a messenger RNA of Setaria italica (foxtail millet), 827 nucleotides long. RefSeq names its product late embryogenesis abundant protein D-34. Lineage: Eukaryota; Viridiplantae; Streptophyta; Magnoliopsida; Poales; Poaceae. Bases 1 to 801 code for a protein of 266 amino acids. The record is from RefSeq and is a predicted model, not a curated record. The transcript is spliced from 2 exons.